AGACAUAUGCCGUUUCGGAUUUCCCAAAACACUUUCUGAGGUUACAAAAAUUGUCUUUAAGGAAAUCAAGAAAAUGAUGACAAAAAAGUCAAAAAACAACCAAAAGUCUGCUGACAGUGAACCCAAAGUUGAGGCUCCUAAACUGCGAUCUAGAGAUGUCAUCUACAAACGUAAACCUGGCAGCGAAAAUGUAAAUACAUACAAUCGUCUUCUACUCCUUGCUAUACAAGGGAACAUGGAUGUUCAAAUUUGUAUGAGUCCGUGGGAUGUUGUUAAUUACGUUAUUUCGUAUGCCACCAAAAAUGAAAAAGAGGUUUGUGACGCCUUGAAAGAUGUUAUUAAAAAUAUUGAUCAGCCGAGCAAUAAGAACUCUAAAGAAGCCCUUCGACAGCUUGGUAAUACUUUUUUAAAUUCUAGGUCCGUCUCCGUCCAAGAAGCUAUUUUUCGAUGUCUGCCCCAGUUGAGUCUCUCCCAUUUCAAACCUUCGGUUCUUUUCAUUCCUUCUGACAUGCCAGGGGAUAGACAUGGCAUUGUCAAACCUCGUUCUACCCUACAACAGCUGCCAGAUGAUUCGGAAGAUGUGUUCCAUAACUCGCUUCUUGACAAAUACCUCAAUCGUCCUGAUGAUUUAGAGUCGAUCUGCUGGGCUCAAUUUGCUUCCUUAUACGUUCGGUUAGACAGAAACGUAACUUCUAAAAACAGACACAAAGUCAUUACUCUUAAAUCUAAUCUUGGCCAGAUGAUAAGGCGAGACUCGCCUCAAGUUAUCAGAAGUAAUAAAAAGUCUCGCACAAAGCAGCCUGAAAAGUAUUACUAUUCGAAACUGUGUUUGUACUUUCCGUGGAGAAAGGAAGCUGAUCUUAUUGGCUCCUUUGCCACUUAUCAAGAGUCAUUUGCUGAGAAUGUUGAUGCCAUGAAACCCAACAUCAAAAAGUUUGAACAAUUUGACGACGAAACUCUGCAAAAAAUGGAAGCUGAAAUAAGACAAGAGAUCAAAGAUUCACUUCUUGAUGAAAAUAAAAGGGAAGUUCUUGAUGGUAGGCAUCUCUUCAAUCAUCCCUUUGAAGGUAUUGAUAUAUCGAAGGAGGAAGAGAAGUCUGUGUUCAACGUCACUUAUAAGGAGCCCAUUGUCUCUGAUGAACAGUACCAGCAAAUGGUCACCAGCCUCAAUGACAAACAGCGCGAACUCUUCAACAUUGUAGAUCAUCACUCUUCCCGGGUUGCACAGGGUCACAAGGUCAAUCAGCUUCUUCAUUUUGUUAGUGGUGCUGGCGGAGUAGGUAAAAGUUUCCUCAUAAAAUGUAUGCGCUCCUGCAUCUCACGCAAGUUCCCAGACAGUAUCAUUAAACCUAGGGUUGCUGUUGCAGCUAGCACUGGUGUUGCUGCAGCUCUCAUUGACGGUCAAACUGUUCACCAACUCCUUCAGUUAGAUUGUCAAGAGGGCGGAAGAAUCCAACCUAAACCACUUAAUCCAAAAAAGAAGAUGCAGAUGAGGAGGUUCUUUCAGCAUGUAAGGUAUAUCAUUAUAGAUGAAGUGUCCAUGGUGGGUAACACAAACCUCAACCAGAUCAAUUCACGGUUGAAUGAAAUAUUUGGGGUUCCUCCUGAAACCACAAUCUUUGGGGGAAUCAACGUUAUCUUCAGUGGUGACCUUCAUCAGAUUCCUGCGGUUCAACAAACUAUGGUGUUUGAGACUAAAGGUAUCGCUGCUCUUGGGCCUAACAUUUGGAAGGAUUCAAUUACAUUUUCUGAGCUAACGGACAUAGUUAGAGCAAAGGGUGACAGUCAGUUCACGGAACUCUGUCACAGGCUUAGGGUAGGAGAGCACACCCCAGAGGAUAUUGAGUUGCUGGGUUCAAGGGUUGUGGAAAAACAGCCUAAACCUGCUGAAAUCAUGGACUCAAUGGUCAUUUAUCCAACCAAUAGGCAGUGCAACAGUCACAAUCAGGAGUGCAUUCAAGAAUUGAGCAAAACCUCUUCAAUAGUUAACGUUGUUGCUCAAGACAGAUUCUCCAAUGAAGUUUUCAACAAAUCUUCCAAUUUUGGCGACAAAGUUUAUGACAAAAUGAACAAGAAACCCCAAGAUUACACGACUGACGAUGUGAACAAAACUGCUGGGUUACCAACUUCAUUAAAUAUUGGUCCAGGAGCUAGGGUCAUGGUGCGUGUUAAUAUCGACACCCCUGACAAAAUUGUAAACGGUGUGACUGGGACUGUCCACAGUUUCCAACUCCAAAAUGGCAAAACUGUCAAGGACGGUUCAUGCAGUGCUAGAGACAUUCGGCACGUUAAUGUUAUGUUCGAUGAUGUUAACGUCGGCAGAACCAUAAAACAUCAUUGUGACAAUUUCUGCGCUAAUAAUUGCACCAAGGUUGGCACUGUUCCAAUUAAGCCCGUGGAAAAGGAAUUUAUCUCCAAAAAGAAUAGUAAAACGUGGCUCAAACGCUAUCAAAUUCCAUUGGUUCUCUCUUGGGCCUGCACUGUUCACAAAGUUCAGGGUUUGACUUUGAACAAAGCAUAUGUAUUCCUCGCUGGAGCAUCAAAAGGUCACUCAUGGCAGUCAGGCAUGGCAUACACUGCUAUCUCUAGGUUAACAUCUCUCCUUGGUCUGCACUUCAUAUCUUUUGACCCCAGGCAAAUUCGCACAUCUAAGAAAGUUGUAGAUGAGUAUGCUCGACUACGUGAUGUUCCUAAAUUUUGUGUUGUCCUCCAAGGUAAUAAUGUUCCUGCAGCUACUUGUGAAGAAGUUUUAAUAAUGAGUCCCAUACCAUCUGAUCCCAUCACUCUUCCCUGCAGUAAACCAUGUAGUGUGUCAUCUUCUCCGCACAACACCAUCAUCACCUCGCCUCCUGUAUUAAAACGCCACAUACCUUUUUCUCCAUUAGCGGAUCUUACGAAGAAACAUUUCAAGGCUACCUCAUUAUAUUCUCCGCUCUCUAUGAUGUCUCCACAGCCUUCUACUGGUCUCAAACGUCCUUUACCAAACUCUCCUCAAGUUCCAGCAAGUCCACUUCUAAGUAAACAUCUCAAAACGACAAAGUCUCUUUCUCCUUUAUGCAAUGCAGAUGUGGUCAACAAUCCGGUUAUGCAAAUUCCUACCAGUUAUCCACAAGUUAUCUCUGAAACUGUUGGCAGGGCUCAUGUCAUUGAUUUUUUGGGUCAUCCUCAAUCGGCAGAAACUGCAACUUUAUUACAAUCUUUGGGAUUCUCAGUCAAUGCCUCCUUUGCUAAUAUCCAGGUUAAUUCCAGUUGUGGUUACAUCGCCUCUAGAGUCAUUUCUAAACUGAAGUCCUUCCUUUCGACAGGCCAGUCAUGGUUUAACGCAUCACUAUUCGACUGUAACUAUUGGGGAGCCUCGGAUUUUGAGACAGACAUAUGUGCACUAGGUAAUCAUGCUCUUAACAUUUCCGGCACAAGUCCCGUGUUCCUUUCAGAAACUAAUUGCCUUGAUCUUAUUCCUAUUUACUCGCUCCAUUUUCACAAUUUAUUAUUUAUACAUAGAAAUGAUUAUCUUUCCAAUGUAGAACCUCCCCAUAGUAAGUCUACGUUCAAAGCCCGCAUCAUACACCUUUGGGAUAAGUUUAAGUCUAACGCACAGGUCCUUCCCCCAACCCUAUUUAUAGUUAAUACAGACGAUGGUCAUGGCGUUCAUUGGUAUACUGUUAUUUUAGAAAUUGGCUCUGCGCACUCCCCAUCUCAUGAAUUGUAAUUUCACCCUCGGCAUUGUGAAUGUUAGCCCUUGCACUUAUAAGUAAUCUUACACUCUAGCUCUCAUUUACUAUCACCAAUAAUUUCUAACAAUCACGAACACCACUCACCCCAUACCUAUCCUAGAACUUUCACAACACCAUACCAGUGCUGUUGUAACGUGACUUCUUGCGGUGUGAACAGUGUAGUCAGCCUUACAUUCUUACACUCGAGGUUCUGAUUACACAGGAAGUUAGACGUACAACAGGACACUGAAGUUUAAGACACAAGCUAUAACAACAAUUAUAACAUUACAUAUCACUACUACUCUACAAUUUAAUCAACAUUAUCUUAUAUAAUUAUAUCUACGUUAAUUUAUGCUCUCCAUAAUUAACCAAUUUCUAUUAUCAUAUUAGCAAUAAAUGACAUGCACAUACUACAUUUUCCAUUUAACUUGCAUUCUAACUUUACAUUUGUUUUACUGCAGCUAUUUAAUCGAUAUACUUUUGUUACCUUAUAAUUUUCAAUAUGUCAUAAAUGUCAUGUUAUUAUCUCAUAAUAUAUCUUUAAACCCCUGUAAUACCUCAGUUAUCAGAUAAGAUUGGAUGCAUUAUCAUAUGUUAGCAAAGAGGUUCGUCCGAGCAAUUUACCCGUGGGAUUGUCACGUGCUAACGGAAACUGAGAAGAGUGGUUAACUGCGUGUGGUUAUUGUACCUCAUCAUCAACUGUUCUCAGGCUAAUUACCUCACCUCAUUCUCCACAUCUACAUAAAAGGGAAGGUGUUUCUAUACUUUUUUAAUAUAAUAAUACAAUUAUUAUGCACAUUCAGUUUUCUCACGCUUUCAUUCAAGAUUGCUUCACCACUUUUGAUUUAAUGUUCAUAUAAUGUAGAUGUAAUAUUACGCACGGGACAAUCACAACUUAUUUCCUUUCAGAUCAGUUGCUUGCUGUUUUCCAGUCUUUACAUUCGGUUUCACAACUGUCAACAGUUCCUUGCAUGCCAUAGGCUCGCUUAUAGAAAAAAAUGCCGUCUCCGUAUCAGCCCUCCUUGACAGUUGACUCUAUCAUAUCACAAUCCAUGAAAUGAGCAGCUGUGAACACAAUUUUGUCAAAACAUAACGCACACCAUCGGCUGCUGAUUGAGUGAUAUUACUUCCUAAUUCACAGAUCUCCAAAUCUACUACUUUACACUAACCUAGCAAGACAAUGGAAUGAACACUUCAUCUUACUGAACUAAUUAACAUACUGGACAUUGAGACUUGAAUUCCAAUAAUUGGUAUCAUUGAAGUAUGACUGAAACACAUCAUUUAAUUUUGUAUAACCACUAAUUAGAAAGUGGAACAGAGGGACCAGUUUUAUGCACAACAUGAUAAUAAUAUGUUCUCUUCCUUAACUAUCCAUUUCCAUUUCACCGGAACCUACAUUA
Bolinopsis microptera is the source of this 5113-nucleotide messenger RNA. RefSeq lists its product as uncharacterized. Bases 74 to 3709 code for a protein of 1211 amino acids. The record is from RefSeq and is a predicted model, not a curated record. Gene Ontology annotation, molecular function: DNA helicase activity. Gene Ontology annotation, biological process: telomere maintenance; DNA repair. The transcript is spliced from 3 exons. Lineage: Eukaryota; Metazoa; Ctenophora; Tentaculata; Lobata; Bolinopsidae.